AUGCAGAAUAAUAACCAGGAGAAGGAACAGGAAAAAGAAUUCACUUUUGUCGAAUACACCGAUGCAAAACUACCUACCGAUCCUGCCGUUCGCAAUGUGAUUCGACGACAUGCUAUGCGAAAUGUUGCGGAAACGAGACGUCAAAGAGAUAAUUACGGAAAAAUCGGUAUCAAACAACCUCCUAAAUGGAUCUUGAACACAAUUUUAAAAACUUCGAGCUCUUCUCAGACCUCUUCUUCAACAGAGGCAUCAUCUUCUAGCCGUGGCGAUGCACCAACGAGCGCUAUUACUUCCACCAGACGGGAAUAUCCAGCCGGCCUUCCAGCUUCACUGCCAAUAAGCAUUCCAGAAGCUACUUUGCCGAUAACUUUGCAAUUAUACAUCUGUUUCAAAGCCCAAUCAUCUCCCAAUCCGAGACUCGAGCUACAUGAAUCACAGCCUCCCCAGCGCAAAACUCUACUAUCUGUCAUUCCAUCCCGGUAUGGACACGUUUUACCAUUGACAUGUGCUGUAGAUUGCCUUGCAGCCCGUGUUCGACAAAUCACGCUCAAAGAUGAUGGCUUCUCAGAUGACCCGGAUUUGGAGGUCUAUCGUCUAUAUGACAAAGCAUUAAAGGCUCUCCAGGAAGCCCUUAAUGAUGUAGAGGAGUGGAAGACACCAGAAACACUUUGUGCCGCGGAAUUAUUAGGAUUCUUUGAGCUUUUAAAUGGAAGGGCAGAAACAGCGCAUUCUUGGACACAACAUGCUGCGGGCGUAGCUCAACUUAUACAACAUCAAGGGGCCGAUCACUUCCAGACAGACUUUGAGUUGGCUUUGAUUGCAGCCUACGUUGGCCCUCUUGUAAACGGACCGAAUCUCUUCAAGAAGAUUACCGAAAUGGUCCUGUCCCCAGAGCCGGUUCCACCCAGCGAUGUCCAAGAAGCUGUAGAAGGCCUCAUGGACGAUUUGCAGGAAAUACACGAAUGGCUGGGCAUGGAAUACGAUCUUCAUAAUACCAAUUAUCCUCCACAAAGUACAACCGGCAAUUUUUAUGCGUGGCAUAUGAACUUCCGGCAAUCCAUCAUCAGCUUGCAACAACCAAGGCACGCUAGCUGGCCAAUAUUACAAGGAGCAUGCAUAACAUCAUGGCUCACAAGAGCACGCCUUCUCACAGCGUUGGCACCCGCUCGGUUCCACGAUCUGGAGACGAUGUUGGAUAAUGGAGGCGACAGCGAGGGGGCGCCUAUUCAACACCCCAAUAUUGCUAUCGAGCAUCCCGUGUCGUAA
Messenger RNA from Trichoderma harzianum CBS 226.95, 1266 nucleotides. RefSeq lists its product as hypothetical. The coding region runs from base 1 to 1266 and encodes 421 amino acids. The record is from RefSeq and is a predicted model, not a curated record. Lineage: Eukaryota; Fungi; Ascomycota; Sordariomycetes; Hypocreales; Hypocreaceae. The transcript has 5 exons.